CCCCUGCCCCCCACUCCGCCUUCCCCAAAAAUACCUCCUUCUCCACCCAGAAACAAAUCCGUCACCUUCUGCUCCCACUGCAAACAUGGCAACAAAGAAAACAAUGAAUCGGAUGUCGAUGUCAGAUACUACUCAGAUCCAGGCCGCAACGUUGAAAAACCAAAAGUUAUAGAAGGAAAAAAGGACCAAGACACCGACAGCGACCAACGUUAUUAUUCCGAGCCGGACGCGAAAAAUUACUUCGAGAUCGAUUACGAAUUCCUCAAAGAACUACGUAGAAUUGCAAGAAACAAUUGCCCGAAAUGCAGACGAAAACGAUCGAGAAAAAGCAGCGACAAAGAUAGACCUAGGACAUCUAAGAAAACAGUCGAAAUCAAAAGGGAUUUGUCAAGAGAGAAACGUGACAAAUUGCAAGUGAAAUACAAAGAAAAAGGUAAAAGUAAACCGACUAGAAAUGUCCGAAUGAAGGAGAAUUAUGUGUUCUGCAAUGGUCGGUAUCACAGUGACAAAGAACAUUGCCAACUUUGCUGCCGCGUCUGUAAUCGAUCGACCGAUACUUUAGACUCUAUAGACGACGAGUUUUCGCUCGCAUCCAAAAGCUAUAAUUCUAAAGCUUCGACUUUACAAUCUCAAAGCCGGACGCCUCAGAAAAAUAGUGAAAGAAAAAACUCUAUUCAAUCGAUAAAAUCUGUUCAAUCGAUUAAAUCCGUGUCCUUUCUUGAAUCCAGUGCCGACGAAAAAGACGAGACUAACUACACGGCAAAGAGUUUUACAAACGAUUUGAAGAAGUUUCUUCUAAGACCGUCUACGCCGAGAUUGAGUUUUAAAAACAAAUUCAUGAUCAGCAUAAAACAAGAAUUGGAAGCCACGAAAAAAUCGCCCAAACUCAAAGCAAUAAAAGGUUUGUGGAAGUCUUAUUAAUUUCAGAUUUUCGGAAAUUAUAUAUUUAACGUUACAAUUUUAUGUAUUAUUGGUGCUUUACGUUCGGGACUGCAGUCCUUUCAUAUCUUAUACGAGAAAGUUUAAAAAACAACGCAAGUGUUCAGAAUUGGUCUAAAGAUAUAUUGGAAUACCAAGGUUUCGGUGCUACUUUUAAGCUGAAAGUUUAUACGAGCUGACAAAAAAAUU
Hyposmocoma kahamanoa is the source of this 1128-nucleotide messenger RNA. RefSeq lists its product as uncharacterized. The record is from RefSeq and is a predicted model, not a curated record. NCBI's taxonomy places the organism in Eukaryota, Metazoa, Arthropoda, Insecta, Lepidoptera, Cosmopterigidae. The transcript has a single exon. The annotation marks the transcript as partial.